Molecule: messenger RNA, 3063 nt
Organism: Misgurnus anguillicaudatus (oriental weatherfish)
Lineage: Eukaryota; Metazoa; Chordata; Actinopteri; Cypriniformes; Cobitidae
Source: RefSeq, a predicted model, not a curated record
CUCUAUUUGUUUAUGUGAUCCGCCAAUAAAGUAAAGAAGAAGAAGAAGAAGCAGCUCUAUUUGUCCCUGACAGGCUGCCGUACGCGGAAGUGUUGUUGUAAACCUGCAAAGCCUAAAGGAAAGUGCAGCAGGAUCUGUCACUCACCAGUGGUGCAAAGUUUAGCUGGUUUGAGAUGACAGAUACAUCAGGGUGUGGUUUUGAGGCGGAGCCUCUGAAGGGCGGAGAGGCAGAAGAGGGCGUGUCUAAGGAGAAAAGCUGUGCGGGGAAGCUGGGUUUAUCACACCUGACAGGAUGGCGCACAGCUAUCUUUCUUCUCUCUCUGUUCCUGUGUUUGGCCGUCGUCUUCGCCUUCUCAUUCAUCCUCCCGUGCCCCGUGCGGCCAAAAUACGAAUCCACCUGGAACAGCACGAUAGGCGGCGCAGUCACGUAUGAUUUCCUGGCUGUUGAGGAUGUCAGUAAAGACAAAGUCUUGGAUAUCUUCUUCAUGUAUAAAGGUUCUGAAGCCAGUCGCAACACAUGCAUGAGUGAAUAUUUAUCCCCUCCAUGUCUGGUUUUGAUGGCUGUGGACGGGACUGAUGGGAAGACACUUUGGACACGGCCUUUAGCGCCUGAAUUUCAUUGGGUGGAGUGUGGAGUGAAGGGAACAGGAUGUCUUGUGGCUCAUGCGAACAAUCUGACAGCGAUCAAUAAAUGCAAUGGUUCGAUCAUGUGGCAACAGCCGCUGUCUACUGUGAUGAAUGCAAAUCUCCCUUUGAUCAGCGUUCCGGAUCUUAACGCAGAUGGAGCCGAAGACUUCGCCUUGCUGUCCUACAAUCCUAAAACCGAGCUGCUGUUUUUCUCGGGUAAGUCAGGCGAACAGAUUGGCUCAACGGUGGAUAUCGAUUCAAAUGGAGUAUUUGCUCAUCAGCAGUUUUACACGGCCGGCGAAGCUCCAUACCUGCUCUUACUCACAGACUCUGGGCUGUAUGCGGUGAGCUUGCAACGUUUGGCAGUUCGGGCUAAAGCAGGUUGGGAAUCCAAGCUGAAAAAAGACAAAAGCUGGGAGAAGAAAGCUAACCCCCAAACUGGAUUCAUCCCUCUUUAUCAGUCGGAUUCUCUGAAGGGUGUGCUGGUUCUUCAUGGUAAGCCUGCCUCAUCGCUGCUGAUCCAGGCGGGUUCAAGCGUGUCACUGCUACACACAGACAAUCUGCAGAUCGCAUGGACCACCAAUAGCAGCAAUCUGCUCAGUGUGCCAACAUUUGGCCAAUUUGACAAAGAUGGAAUUGUGGACAUCAUGAUGGAGGAAGAUCUCGGCAAUGAAACCAAAAGAGUGAUGGUUCUCAGUGGUCGCACUGGUGAAGUCCUGUGGGAGAUCAAUAUUUUAUCCCGGACACCAAAUCCUCAUCCGGCAUCUGUGCUCACGCUAAACUCAUUCUCCGUGUUCAUGCUGUGGGGAAACAGUUACAGCGACCAAUCCAUGUAUUCAUCGUUUCUGCUGCAUCCUCUUCAUUCCCACGUUCUCCUUGAAAGAAAAAAUACUGCACAGAACAUCGUCUCCUUUAAAGCAACUCUUUUAGAGCGAGGGCGGCACGCCUGCUACCUCGUCCUUACUGGACCGGAUGGACGCCUGCACACCGAUCCAAGCGGGAUGGAGUCUGUGGUUCUUACUAAACGCAAGAUCAAGGACGACGUAUCGGAGAGUGAAGUUCUGAGCGUAGUACCUGAUGAACCGGUCUCGCAAGACACCGAGGACUCGGUGAAAGAGGGAUUUUACAGACUACGCUUCAGUGAAGCCCUCUAUUGAAACAUAAAGAGAUUUACACUAUUUCAUAUGUACGGUAGUUAAACACUAACAUCCCCCAAAAAAGAAACACUAGUAGCUGCAUGUAGGACCUGCACUAAGUCUCUGUUUCAAUACAGAGUCUUGACAGUUUUACUUGAAAUAUCUGGAAGCAUGUCUCACAUCCUUUAAAGGUUUUGCCCACAAUGCUGUGCAUCUUAGUUGUAUUAUGCUGUGUUACGUCAUGACAAUCAUAAACUACUUUACUGAAACAAAGCAUUUCAGACAUCUUGAUAAAGUCAGGUGGUGCAUUUAAAGUCACAAUUACUAGGGAUUUGUGAAUAUCAUGAUGCAAUGGCACACAUUUCACCCCAAAUCAAGAGGAUAUACCUAACACUAUAGAAAUGAGGUUUGUGUUGUUUUCCUUUGCAGUGUAUUAAUAAUAUUAUUCCCAAAACACUAUUUUGAAUGCUUAACAUUAAUGCUAAAUGUCUGCUUGGGGUUUCAGAUACACACAAAGCAUUCAGCUGUCUACACUUAUAACACGUAAUAUGGUGUCGUGUGUGUGUGUUUAGAUGGAGAUAUGCCGUCUUAUUGAGGGUUUAUUCAUUGUCGAAUGAGUUUAUGUGUGUUUGUAAAUAUCUUUCUGUUGUUGCUGUUGUUUUUUCUUCCUUAUAUAUCCUCAAUUUUUAGGCACUUAAGACUAAAAUCUCAGACUUGUUUUGGAUUGUUAUUAUCACCUUGCUGUACAUUUAGUGCCUUCAAUCAAAGGACCUGAAAAUCACUAGAGAUGCUGUUACAAGUUGGCUAAUAAUGCGCUAUAUCUGUCUGUCUGUCUGUCUGUCUGUCUGUCUGCUGUUUUAUAUACGUAAUGUGGAUUUAGUUUUAAAGUGGGGCUGCUAACAUUUCUUUAAAUCGAUGAUGAACGAUUUUCAGUUUAUAUAUAGCAAAAUCAACGCAAUAUGUCUUCAGCUUACUAUGCAUCAUUAGGUGCCUUCAUAGACAUCAGAAAAGACCUUGAGGAGCAAAGAAAGAUCAGCUAUACCAAACCCAUAUGCCUUUAAAAUCAAAAAAGCCAAAUUUAAAGAAUAACACUGUGCAGUUGAAGAUGUUCAUGAUGAAAAUAAAUUAUAGACCUUUAUGCUUGUAGAUAUAAAUGGAGUGAAAUUAUUACUAUUGAUUGGUUGAUUUAGGUGCACUGGUUUUGUAAACCUGUAGAUCAGGUCUUAAAUUUUGUUAUUUGCAUUUUUUGAGAAUGUUCUACUUGCAUUGUUAAAAUGUGAAAUAAAUGCCAUGUGCUCAA